AUACGCUCUCGCUCUCGGCUGCUGCUACUCUUCGGCUACCCAAUAGUGGACAUGCUAGUAGUUGGCUGACCAUUGAUUCAGGAGGUAGUACAAAUUCUUAACAGGACGGACACUGUGGACAUCAGUUCAGCACUGAGAGCAGAGCAGUUUUAUGAACUCGGGGAAAUGACAGGGGAGGCUUCCAGAGUGUUAAGGUUGUGUCUGCAGCACACGGCUCUGGUCCGAAGAUAUCCACAACCCGGCUCAUCACUCCAGGCAACCAGAUCCUUCACCUUACACAGGGAAGGUCAGCACAGAGGGCUGUUAUGGAAGACACUUGUUGGGAUCUCUGUCAGCGUACCUGUGGCAGUCGGUGUCCAGUAUGCUGUGUCAGAACCAAAAGAGAGGAGGAAGAUGAGGAUUGUGAUUGAAGGAUUUGGUCGCUUCUGCAGAUGUCUCUCUGUGGGAAUCCUUAUCUCUCUGGAUUACUGGUGGACCACCAAUGUGGCUCUUCGUGGCCUGGAUGAGAGCAGCCCAUCCUACUUGGCUGAGAUGUCAGCCUGCCACCAGAGGACUGCAGAUUGCAUGGUGAAAGGUGCCAUCAGGAACGGGGGAAUAUACAUCAAACUCGGCCAAGGUCUGUGUUCCUUCAACCACCUGCUACCCCCCGAGUACAUCCACACCAUGCAAACACUGGAAGACAAGGCCUUGAACAGGAGGUACAAAGAGGUGGAUUCUCUCUUCCAAGAAGACUUCAACAAAACCCCAGAGCAGCUUUUUAAAGCAUUUGACUAUGAACCCAUAGCUGCUGCCAGCCUGGCACAGGUUCAUAAGGCAGAACUGUUUGAUGGGACUCCUGUUGCUGUGAAGGUGCAGUACAUUGAUCUCAGAGAUCGUUUUGAUGGUGAUAUCAGAACACUGGAGAUCCUGCUGGAUAUUGUUAAAUUCAUGCACCCCAGCUUUGGAUUCCGCUGGGUUCUUAAGGACUUGAAGAAUACGUUGGCCCAAGAGCUGGACUUUGAGAACGAGGCCAGGAAUUCUGAGAGGUGUGCACUGGAGCUGAAACACUUAAAAUUUGUUGUUGUACCCAAAGUCUUCUGGGAGCCAACUUCUAAGAGGGUGCUGACAGCAGAGUUUUGCAGUGGCUGCAAAAUCAACAACGUGGAAGGCAUUAAAAGACAAGGGCUAAGUUUGAAAGAUACCGCAGAUAAACUGAUUCGAACAUUCGCUGAGCAAAUUUUCUACACUGGUUUCAUUCAUGCUGACCCUCACCCUGGAAAUGUUCUAGUGAGACCAGGUCCUGAUAACAAGGCAGAGUUGGUGCUGUUGGACCACGGAUUGUAUGAAUACCUCAGUCAACAUGACAGAGUGGCCCUUUGUAAACUGUGGAGGUCCAUUGUCCUACGAGAUGAGGUGGCAAUGGAGAGAUACUCUAAUGUACUUGGGGUCAAAGAGUACUUCCUCUUCUGUGAGAUGCUGCUGCAGCGACCCAUCAACAUGCGGGAGCUGGGUCUGUCCAACAUCUUGAGCAGAGAGGAGACAACCUACAUGCGCGACAUGGCCAUCCACCGCUUCGAAAGCAUCAUGCAGGUGCUGAAGUCCAUGCCCCGGCCCAUGCUGCUGGUCUUCCGGAACAUUAACACGGUCCGAAGCAUCAACAUCUCUCUGGGAGCACCGGUAGACCGCUACUUUGUCAUGGCCAAGAGUGCGGUUCGAGGCUGGGGGAAGAUUCAGGCAGAGAGGGCGGGGAUACUGCCCAGGCUCUGGGUCUUCUGCUGGGUGAGGACAACGUGGGAGAGCCUCAAGUUUGAGCUGGCCUUGAGAUCGGAGAUGGCAAUGAUGAGUCUGACACGUUCAUUCCUGGGCUUGCUGUCAUACUUCGGCCUUAUAUCUCUGGACGCUGACAUAUACGAGUACCUGAGGUAGUGCACAGCUGAACACGAACCGCUUCUAAGCGCAAGUUAAUGCAGUCCAUCAGUAAGAGGCCCUUACCUACUCUUGCAGCUCCGAGUGCUGUUAGUAAUGGUGCUACACAAGUGUUUCCAUAUCAAAUCACAUCUGGAGCGGAGUCAGAAAUGAAGUCUUGAAAAUGGGUGAGAAUGUACUGAACUUGUAAAGCAGCAAAGCCACUCCCGAGUAGACACCCACAGGCCAGAGUUUCAGAACUCAAAAGCCUAUUGUAAUGUUUUUAAACUAAAGGAAGGACAAUACACAUUUUGUUUUAGUGUAAUCUUAGUUAAGUAAAUCUUUUUGAAAUCCAAAUUUGAGAUAUUUUAAAGUACAGUUUCUGUUUCGAGGACACGGGUAAACAUUUACCUUUCUAUUCUCUGUUAUUUUGUAGCAGCUAUAUCAUCCUGACUUAGCCAUACAUCAAAUGGAGUCACUGUAUUCCAUGACGAAUGUGUGAUAACUGUACCUUGGCUAUAAAACAAGCUAAACCCAACAAUGUUUAGCUGCAUCCCCACUGGAGUGAGACAAAUGGAAAAAAAAAAAAAGGUCAUUCAGUCUAUUGAUUUAUGCCAGAAAUAUGCAACCAUGAGUGUACUGUGCAGGUUUAAUGUUUUUAAAUUAUUUAACAAUGUUAAUAAAAUGUUCUACCUCCU
Molecule: messenger RNA, 2582 nt
Organism: Xiphias gladius (swordfish)
Lineage: Eukaryota; Metazoa; Chordata; Actinopteri; Istiophoriformes; Xiphiidae
Gene: adck5
Product: aarF domain containing kinase 5
Exons: 15
Coding region: 166-1905 (579 amino acids)
Source: RefSeq, a predicted model, not a curated record